CGAUCCCUCUACCAGAUCUAUCUAAGAUGUCAGUCGUGCAAGGUGUCAAGGGCGAAACGUCGCAGCAGGCAAGAUCUCUGUACCGUCAGUUAUUACGGCAGGGCGAUCAGUUCGCGGCAUACAACUUCAGAGAAUACGCGAAAAGGAGGACGCGCGAUGCGUUCAGAGAGCAUAAGGACGUUCAAGAUCCGAGAGAGAUUCAGCAAUUGAUACAGAAGGGGUUGAAGGAGCUCCAAAGCAUGAAGAGACAAACGGUUAUCAGCCAAUUCUUCCAGCUGGACCGAUUAGUGGUGGAAGGUGGCAAGUCGGGCAAGCAAGGAGGGCGGAGGAAUGAUAUAGUUCGGCAGAAGGAUACUGGAUGGGACUGA
Amorphotheca resinae ATCC 22711 is the source of this 368-nucleotide messenger RNA. RefSeq lists its product as hypothetical. The transcript is spliced from 5 exons. The record is from RefSeq and is a predicted model, not a curated record. Gene Ontology annotation, cellular component: L-cysteine desulfurase complex; mitochondrion. Gene Ontology annotation, biological process: iron-sulfur cluster assembly. The coding region runs from base 27 to 368 and encodes 113 amino acids. Lineage: Eukaryota; Fungi; Ascomycota; Leotiomycetes; Helotiales; Amorphothecaceae.